Penicilliopsis zonata CBS 506.65 is the source of this 862-nucleotide messenger RNA. RefSeq lists its product as hypothetical. The record is from RefSeq and is a predicted model, not a curated record. Gene Ontology annotation, molecular function: peptidyl-prolyl cis-trans isomerase activity. NCBI's taxonomy places the organism in Eukaryota, Fungi, Ascomycota, Eurotiomycetes, Eurotiales, Aspergillaceae. Gene Ontology annotation, biological process: protein folding; protein peptidyl-prolyl isomerization. Gene Ontology annotation, cellular component: fungal-type vacuole; endoplasmic reticulum. The coding region runs from base 14 to 715 and encodes 233 amino acids. The transcript is spliced from 7 exons.
UCUUGAGCCCAUCAUGCAGUUCAGAAGCUUCUUCCUUUCUCUCUUCCUCGUGUUCGCGGUCGGGCUGGCUCUCGUCCAUGCCGACGAGGCUUCCAAGGAGCCGCGGGGACCGAAGAUCACCAACAAGGUUUACUUUGAUAUUGAGCAUGGAGGCAAGCCUCUCGGUAGAAUUGUCAUGGGGUUGUAUGGCAAGACUGUUCCCAAGACUGCUGAGAACUUCCGUGCUCUUGCUACUGGCGAGCAUGGAUUUGGUUAUGAGGGUUCUACCUUCCACCGUGUUAUUGAGCAGUUCAUGAUCCAGGGUGGUGAUUUCACCCGUGGUGACGGCACUGGCGGCAAGUCCAUUUACGGCGAGAAGUUCGCCGAUGAGAACUUCAAGCUGAGACACACCCGCAAGGGUCUUCUGAGCAUGGCGAACGCUGGCAAGGACACCAAUGGAUCCCAGUUCUUCAUCACCACCGUUGUCACUUCCUGGCUGGAUGGUAAGCACGUUGUUUUCGGCGAAGUCCUCGAGGGCUACGAUGUUGUGGAGAUGAUCGAGAAGGUCCCCACGGGUGGCGGUAGCAAGCCCAAGGAAACCGUCAAGAUCGUGAAGAGCGGCGAGAUCAAGGAUGAGGCUGCUGAGCCGGCACCGGAGUCGGAGCCCGAAGCCGAGGUCAAGGAGCCCGAAACCCAGGAGGAGGCCCAGCCCAAAGGUAGCCAUGAGGAACUGUAGACGCCCCCCAUGUGGUGUCACGUUCUCUCCUUCGCUCCUAUGGUAUGUGCCGAUGCUUACUUGCCAUCAGUACAACAAAUCGAUGAAGCUGAUAGCGGAUCGUCGUUCCUCCCCCGGAUGGCAUUCUUCUUCUUCGUCGUCAUCGUU